UCGGCGGGCUUGGGUAAGUGAGCGGAAGGCCGCAGGCUCUCCGCCUGGCUGACGUUCUCUCCGGCAGGAUGUCGUCGGCGUCGCCCCGGAGUACUGAGGACCUCCGGAAGCGGACCCUCGGAGAGCUUCGGGAGAUGCUGGCGCGUCAGGAGAAGCUGCUGCGGAACGAGAAAUUUAUUCGCAGUUUACCAGAUGGAGGGAAAAAGAUCUCUGACUUUGUUGAGAGAGUAAAAUUAGCCAUUGCAGAACAUGAAGAGCUCAAGAGAACUAACAGAUUGGACUUUGAUUCAAAGCAAACUUCAGCACAUGGAAUAAAUAAUUUAGGUGUGGAUAAGCCAUGGACUCCUGACCAGAGAAGGGAAACAUCAUCAGUUCUUGAUUCUUCCCCUGCAGUUAGAAACAGGUCAUCUAAAAUAGCCUCAAGAAAUCAGGGAAUUGAAUCUAACAUGGAAAGAUCUGUUCCCCUAAGUCAUGAUGAAGCUGGAGAGUCAGAAGGUGACACACAGUGCGACAAAUGGAUGUGGAAUAACAGUAAAGGUGUUGUAACUUUGCCAUCAGAAACAAAUGAACAGUCUCACCAACUUGGUUUUCUAAAUCAUUCAAGAGACAUUUCAGGAAGCACUGAUGACAUGUUUAUUGAUUGUUUACAAAGGAUCACAAUUAAUGAUGAUGAAAACCAGUCAGAAGACACAAACAUGGAUCACUUUUGUACCUUUCACAGUAACAUACCCAAAAAACCUCAUUCAUCCUGGAGCAUUCUUAAUGCUCCAGGAGCUACUUCUCCCAACUGA
Messenger RNA from Dromiciops gliroides (monito del monte), 791 nucleotides. RefSeq names its product DNA-directed RNA polymerase II subunit GRINL1A-like. Lineage: Eukaryota; Metazoa; Chordata; Mammalia; Microbiotheria; Microbiotheriidae. Gene Ontology annotation, biological process: intracellular signal transduction; transcription elongation by RNA polymerase II. The coding region runs from base 69 to 791 and encodes 240 amino acids. The transcript has a single exon. The record is from RefSeq and is a predicted model, not a curated record. Gene Ontology annotation, cellular component: intracellular anatomical structure; nucleus. Gene Ontology annotation, molecular function: transcription elongation factor activity.